Schistosoma guineensis is the source of this 3263-nucleotide messenger RNA. The record is from the annotation of a GenBank genome assembly. NCBI's taxonomy places the organism in Eukaryota, Metazoa, Platyhelminthes, Trematoda, Strigeidida, Schistosomatidae.
CAAUCGCUUUGCGACGGUUUGACCUUCAUGUGCUCAGUAACCUCCACGGUGGUCGAUAGAGCUGAAUUGUAGCCACUUUAGAACAUCGGCCUAUUAUUUCAACUGCAUUGCCUAAUUGUCUUUUAUUUGUAUAAAUACUUUUAGGCUCGAUUGUUUGCCCUUUUAUUCGACGUAAAUGCAUUUUUUGUGCCUAGUGGAAUAUCUGCCCACACAUUCUCAUAUAACGGAAAGGUUUAAACAGUGGUUGUUCGGAAAACUGCGCAACGCGAAUCUUGGGUUUUCCCCCAAACUUUGGGGAUUUUUCCCGAAAUCGGGAGAUUGGGAUCCUUACUCCCCAAAGAUCUCUUUUAGAUAUAAACUUUCCCACAUUAUUUUUUUUAGGCUUUGUGAUGCGAACUUGUUAACGAUUGUAUGUCUUAGGAAAAGUGUAUUGAUUUUGUUUAGCACGGAAAGUUAUCAGGUCCUUGUUUUCAUGCAAUAGACAAUACCGUUUCCAGGUUAAUGUGCUACGUACAUAGACCACCAUCAGGAUAUUGAGUGACUUUUUAAAUCAGGAUAAUCGUAAACGCAAGAUUUUCUAAGGAUGCCUGGACUUUAUUUUGACCUGACUUAUAUCCCACUCUCGAUUUUGGGGUUUUUAUGCCAUUUCCCCAGAAUUUUCUAUUACAGCUUCCCCGAAUUCCCUGAAAUCGGAAGGUUGGGAUCAUGUCCCAUGAUUUGACAAAUCGGACUACUGUUCACCAGCAGUAAAAUGUAGUUCGAAAAAGCCUAAAACUUCUCACAUCACUAAAUUUGACGGGAGGUAGGCGGAGUAACACAUUAAAAGCACUUGCUCAGAAAUACUCGUUGGAAUAUACUCAUGUAUUACCUCUUUGCAAACUAAUUACUACUUGCAGAACUGAGCUUAAAAUAUAGUUCUUAAGGUCCAACUGCUUUUCUUAAUCAAUAGGAGCUUUGUUUCCGGAGGUUCAUGAAAAUAAAAAAAUAUACAUGUUAUAUGGAAAUCAACUCUGAUGUCAAAUCCAUCUUUGAUUUAACAAUAUAUUUUAAGAUCUCCAUGUUUGUGUAAAAAUAUAGUAACCACAAAUUCCAUAAUUUACGGGCUUUAUUACCUACAAUAAUUUGCUUUCUCUUUCAUAUUGCUAACCAUUUCGGAUAACGGGUUUAUUCUCGGAUCAUACUUAAUUCCGUUCUUAAAUUCUGUUAAGUGAAUUAAAAUGAACUGAAAAACACUGCUCAAAGUAAUGCGAUGCAUCAUACGUCCUUUCGAAGUAUUACUAGCUUAUGUAAGAACCACUAAAUCAUCAAUAUUGAAGUUAAGCAUAUGAUGCUAGGUAACGAUGACAUGUCGGCUGAUGAGGUAGCAAAUCCUCAUCGACUGAGGUGGUUAGAUCAUAUAUUCUGAAUGCUUAAACAUCGAUUGACGGAUUUUUAUGGUGUUGGAUUAGGCCGAAAGGAAGCUACGGGCGGCCAAACUAAUACGUUGCAUUAAUUCAUGAAGUUCCACCAUUGAAUUGAACUGUGUUGACAAGUGCAGAUUAACUAGUUGGGGUCCGCACAAUUAUCGUAACCAAUGAUUGUAUGUUUUGUGAGCUGGUUCAGAACCGGUCUCGGUGGUGCAGAUGCACUCAGUCUUAGUUUCUCCUUAGAUUCUAAGUGCCGAAACUUUAACCUUUUCCUCUGUGUACUUAAUCUUCCUUGCUAUUAAUAAAAUUUUACUACUUCUACUCAGAUUUAUUUUGAUUAUUUUAUCUCUCCAUGCUGAUAUGGUGUAGACCUUUUCCCCAGAUUCUACUUUAGAUAUGACUGCUGACUAACUGGAUAAACCACAUGCAUUUUAUAUUUUAUUCAUUUCAUGUUUAUUUCGUCUUAUGACAUUAAAUGUCUUUCGACACAAUAUUGUGCUACUCUACCAAGUGUAUACAAAAACAAGCGCACAAAGAAGGAAUAUGGUGCUGCACAUGGGGUGAAAAUCGGAACAGAAAUAAACAAUACAUUAUUACAGGUUCUUUAGAUAAUGGCCUCAUCGCUUGGGAGUGGUAAGUGCAUUAUUUGCUGAGGUCUAAGAUGCAUAAACUGUUUAUAAAGCUUGUAUUUUUUUUGUAAGAUGUUGACUGAAGAUAGCUUCUGAUAAUUACGACGGUCUAAUAAUAUUUUUAGCUUUCCUGUAUGGUUAGAUAUAGCAUAAUUCUUAAAAGCUUUGUUAAAUUUUUCUCAGUGAAAACUUAAUGAUUUAAAAACUAUAAUCUUAUUCGUAUAUUCCACCCCUCAGUUAUUGACUUAUUUAGAUAUACAUCCAAAACUUACAAUUCGAGUAGCAGUUUGGUGGCUAAGUUGACAGUCUGAACUCCACUCUAAUUACUUCGGGUUGGUCAACCAGGUAGUGAUAUCAUCAAGCUUCAUACAAAUGUUAUGGCUCAAAGCCGAGUACGUAAACCUGUACUUGGUAGGAUUAAUAGUCAGUUAAAAUGUCUUUAUCAAUUUGAAGGACAUAGAUUGGGUGUUAUUUCGGUUGACAUAAAUUCAACCGGUACACUAGCAGCAUCCAGCAGUCUUGAUAGCCAGAUUUUAUUAUGGAAUCUGGAAACAGGAAAGUUAACAAAAACAUAUGACGGUGAUCCAGCUGAUACCUGGACUGUUGCUUUCUCUCCUGAUUCGCGUUUCCUAGCUACUGGGAGUCAUACAGGCUGUGUAAAUAUGAUUAAUGUACAAACUGCUCAGAAAGAGGGUUCUAUUCAAUUAGAAGGGAAAUUUGUCUACAGCCUUGCUUAUAUCUCUGACGGAUCUAAGCUAGCUGCUGGAACAAUCAAUGGGCUUGUCAGCAUUUGUGAUUUAGAAACAGGGAGUGUUCAAUUUUUGGAUGGACACGCCACACCGGUACGUUCAAUUUCAUUUUCACCAGAUGGACGUCUAUUGGCUUCUGCAUCAGAUGAUAAACAAAUUAAAGUUUUCGAUGUACGCGAUGGUCGACUAGUUAUCCCUAGUUUAAAUGGUCAUAAAGGAUGGGUUGUAUCAGUAGAUUUCGCUUCAGAUAAUCGACAUCUUGUCACAGCAUCCACUGAUUGUUCUGUUCGAAUCUGGGAUUUGGCAUCAAAAGAAGAAAAACAUUGUUUUAAUACACAUGAAGAUCAGGUAUGGUGCGCUCGUUAUAGUCCUCAAGGAAAUAAUAUUAUAUCUGUAGGAGAUGAUAGAUCUAUCAUGAUUUAUCAAUGUGCUUAAUAUUAAAAAUAUUUUUAUACUUAUUAUUAUUAUUAUUAUUAUUA